Molecule: messenger RNA, 1948 nt
Organism: Lontra canadensis (Northern American river otter)
Lineage: Eukaryota; Metazoa; Chordata; Mammalia; Carnivora; Mustelidae
Gene: HSDL2
Product: hydroxysteroid dehydrogenase like 2
Exons: 11
Coding region: 51-1307 (418 amino acids)
Cellular component (GO): mitochondrion
Source: RefSeq, a predicted model, not a curated record
AGUACGCUCGCUGCAGCUGCUGUGGACUCCACGUCUGCUCUGAGGAAAUUAUGUUACCCAACACCGGGAGGCUAGCAGGAUGUACAGUUUUUAUCACAGGUGCAAGUCGUGGCAUUGGCAAAGCUAUUGCAUUGAAAGCAGCAAAGGAUGGAGCAAACAUUGUCAUUGCUGCGAAGACCACCCAUGCAAACCCCAAACUUCCAGGCACAAUCUUUACUGCUGCUGAAGAGAUUGAAGCAGCUGGAGGAAAGGCCUUACCAUGUGCUGUUGAUGUGAGAGAUGAACAGCAAAUCAGUGAUGCGGUGAAGAAAGCAGUGGAGCGAUUUGGAGGAAUUGAUGUUUUGGUGAAUAAUGCCAGUGCUAUUAGUUUGACCAGCACAUUGGAAACACCUACAAAGAGAGUGGAUUUGAUGAUGAAUGUCAACACCAGAGGCACCUUUCUGACAUCUAAAGCUUGUAUUCCUUACUUGAAAAAGAGUAAAAUUGCUCAUAUCCUCAAUCUCAGCCCACCGCUGAACCUAAAUCCCAUGUGGUUCAAACAGCACUGUGCUUAUACCAUUGCUAAGUAUGGUAUGUCUAUGUGUGUGCUUGGAAUGGCAGAAGAAUUUAAGGGUGAAAUUGCAGUGAAUGCAUUAUGGCCAAAAACAGCCAUCCACACCGCUGCUAUGGAUAUGCUGGGAGGAUCUGGUAUUGAAAGCCAGUGUAGAAAAGUUGAUAUCAUCGCAGAUGCUGCCUAUUCAAUUUUUAAAAAGCCAAAGACUUUUACUGGAAACUUUAUUGUUGAUGAAAAUAUCUUAAGAGAAGAAGGAAUACAUAAUUUUGACAUCUAUGCAAUUAAACCAGGCCAUCCUUUGUUACCAGACUUCUUCUUAGAUGAACACCCAGAUACAAUUAUCAAGAAAGUGGAAUCACAUGAUGCUCUUCCAGAGUUGAAACAAGAGAAGUCACAGCCACCACCAAAACCACGUUCUGGAGCCGUGGCAGAAACAUUUAGAAUCGUUAAGGACUUCCUCAGUGAUGACGUUGUUAAAGCCACUCAAGCAAUUUAUCUGUUUGAACUCUCAGGUGAAGAUGGUGGAACAUGGUUUCUUGAUCUUAAAAGCAAAGGUGGGAAUGUCGGAUAUGGAGAGCCCUCUGAACAGGCAGAUGUGGUGAUGAGUAUGUCUACUGAUGAUUUUGUAAAAAUGUUUUCAGGGAAACUAAAACCAACAAUGGCAUUCAUGUCAGGAAAAUUGAAGAUUAAAGGAAACAUGUCCCUAGCAAUCAAAUUGGAGAAGCUAAUGAAUCAGAUGAAUGCCAGGCUGUGAAGGAAAAGGGGAAAAAAAAAUGUCAGUCACUAAGCUCAAAAAGUAAAAGGAAUCAACAGUUAAAAUCUGUUUUCUUCCCUUUCAUAUUAUAAGGAUAUACAAGUUUGUUCUGGAAAAAAUAGAAUUUCUGUAUCUAUAAGACUUGAAAUUGUAAUUAAAACAGCUAGUUAAUCAAACCUAAACUUCAUUAAGUGGAAUUCUAAGACAGCCUGCCUAUUGAAUUUUGUGAGUUUUGCCCUCUGAGAGCUAGAUUUCAUUCAUUGUGGGGAAGGUAUGGUGAGCAAUUAAUCAGGUUCAAACAGUAAAAUUAGCUCUUUUCAGCACAUCUUCCCAUAGAAAAGGAGGUUAAUCUGUUUUAAAUUUUUCAGUUUGGGAUUGUAGGCUAAUGAAAUCUUAACGAUAUUUUAGAUUUUUAUAUACUUGUUUUAAGGAAGAUCUUCUAUAAUGUAUUUUCACAGAAAUCACAUAAACUACCUUAAUACUGUUUGUGAAGACUAAUGAAACAAAAACUGUUUUUCAUUCUAACUAGCUUUCCAGGUAUAAGUUACCUAUUAUUAAUACAAUUCUGCUAAUGUAAUUCAGUAUAUAUCCUCUUGCUAAAUGUAUAAAAAGCCUUAAAAUAAAAUAGUUUCUCUUCAGAA